UCGCAAUCCCAAAUAGUAGCUGAACAGUCCGAACCCCAACCGUACAAACUGUCGAUCAUCAAUCACAGAGAGUGAAUUUGGAGUUCUUGGCCUAAGCAAUCUCAUCUCGUAUCACUCCUCUUGAUCUCUGAGAUUUUUCACAUGCUAAAAGCCGAAAACCCGUCAGAUUUUCUCAAGGAAAUUGAAGUUUAUCAUCAGCCGAAGCUAUAUUCUUUCAGAUCUUAGUUUGCCUGUUUGCGUACUGAAGAAGACAAGCCGAAUUUUGGACUACAAUUUUUUGAUUCUUAGCAGUAUUAAGUUGAAGGAUGGGAGAGUUUUGUAGGUAUAUUCAGAUUUAAUGUUAUUCUCUUGAAAUUUUUGGAAGACCGGUCCUUUUUGAUUCGUAUGGGGAUUCGCAAUGCUGGGUGCUUCGGAUUGAAUUCGUUCUUGGUGUGACAUGGGUUUUGGGUUGGAAUCUGAAAGACCCAUUUUGAGGAAAUGCUGUUUGUCCUGGAGAUUUAGUUUAUUUCUUGAUGGGACUUGAGGUAGCACUGAGUUGAAUAUUGUUUUGGGUAUAUUGUAAUUUCUUUUCUAUUGAAGGAUAAUUUUCUGUUCUGGAGGGGGAAGAAAAAUGUUUUGGAGGGAAAGGGAAAGGGAGACUAAAGAGCAGAAUGGUGGGCCUCCAGUUGGGCAGAUCAGGGUGCUUGUUGUUGGAGACUCAGGUGUUGGGAAAACUUCUCUUGUUCAUCUGAUUAUGAAAGGUUCUUCCAUUGCUCGACCUUCUCAAACAGUUGGUUGUACUGUUAGUGUCAAGCAUACAGCUUAUGGAAGUUCUGGUAGCUCAUCAAGUAGCAUGAAAGGUGACGCUGAAAGAGAUUUUUUUAUUGAACUGUGGGACAUAUCAGGACAUGAACGUUAUAAAGAUUGCCGGUCUCUGUUUUAUUCUCAAAUCAAUGGUGUUAUGUUUGUUCAUGACCUUUCUCAAAGAAGGACAAAGACCAGCUUGCAGAAGUGGGCUGCUGAGAUUGCAGCAAAUGGGACUUUCUCAGCUCCUUUGGGAUCUGGAGGUCCUGGGGGACUUCCUGUUCCCUAUGUUGUCAUUGGUAACAAAGCAGAUAUUGCUUCAAAAGAGGGCACUAGAGGGAGCAGUGGUAAUCUUGUUGAUAUAGCUCGUCAGUGGGUUGAGAAACAGGGAUUACUUCCAUCAAGUGAGGAACUUCCGUUAACUGAGAGUUUCCCUAGUGGUGGAGGACUUCUCGCUGCUGCCAAGGAAGCCAGAUACGACAAGGAAGCUGUGAUGAAAUUUUUCAGAAUGUUGAUCAGGAGGAGAUACUUCUCCGAUGAAUUGCCUGGUGCAGCCCCAUGGUCUGCCCAAGUUAAUCGGCCACUGCCACAAUCGGGUGAAAUAGUAAGUGAUGACGAUCAGCAAUACAGAAGUCUGAGUCUAAGUGGAGACCCGUACAAGUACAACAUUCUUCCUCCCCUUCCGGCUCAACGCAACCUGACACCACCACCGACACUCUAUCCACAGCAGCCCAUGUCGACACCCGACAAUUACAACAUCCCCAGAUUUGCAUACACAAGCUCCCAGGAGAUCAGUACUGCAAGAUCAAAGCGUACAGAUAUAAACGUAUAAAAUCUCAAUCCACCCUUAUAAGCUCAAGCGAAUACGUUCAGCUUUAUGGAAUAUAGUUUUUUUGUUUUCCUCUGUGGGGUGCUAAGGGUGUGCCUUCCAACUGCUUGUAUACAACUCCAUUCUUUCUGCUAAUCUUGAUUUUCAAUUAUUACUUGUUCUGUUGUAAUUCUUUCAGCUACUAUUGGAAAAAAGGAACCUGUCUUUGCGGUAAACGCGAAACUCUAUAUGGAUUUCAUCUUUAAUUA
Messenger RNA from Sesamum indicum (sesame), 1860 nucleotides. Its product is annotated as small GTPase LIP1. The record is from RefSeq and is a predicted model, not a curated record. NCBI's taxonomy places the organism in Eukaryota, Viridiplantae, Streptophyta, Magnoliopsida, Lamiales, Pedaliaceae.